This is a messenger RNA of Caenorhabditis elegans, 428 nucleotides long. RefSeq names its product Fibronectin type-III domain-containing protein (gene Y102A5C.36). The transcript has 3 exons. Lineage: Eukaryota; Metazoa; Nematoda; Chromadorea; Rhabditida; Rhabditidae. The coding region runs from base 130 to 363 and encodes 77 amino acids. The record is from RefSeq and is marked reviewed.
CUUUAUCUAUCGUCGGAAAUAUCGCACGUUUCCCCAUCUCGACAACAAAUCAUCCGAAAGCCGUGGACGACAUCGUGGAAACCGACUCGAAUCAACUAUCCGAUCAAAGACAUUCCCUCCAAACAGACAAUGAUGGAAUCGGAGGAAAUGCAAGAGUUUAUCACGGUGGAGAACAGCCCAGGUCCUGCAAAAGUCCACACAGUUCAACCGGAACUCCAGUUUAACGCCGAAACCCGUGCAAUCGCGUUGAACUGGACCCCACCAGCCGAUUCCCUACCAAUUCCGAUUCUUCGGCAAGCAUUCGAUUUGCUUGAGCAGCGUGAGCAGCGAGAUGAAGGCGAUUGUUCAGUUCCAGGUGUUUAAAUUUUAUCUUACCAAUUUUUGUUGUUAAUUUUUUAUAGAUAAACAAUAAAAAUGCUGAAAAAUUU